AUGCCCAAGCUCGUCUCCUACAAGGGCGACCUCGGCCUCAUCGCCUACCCCGACGGCACGGGCUACGUGGUCGCCAAGCUCCAGCCCAUCUUCUGCAGCGACAAGGCCGUUCUCCUGCGCUUCUCUUCGCAGGCCGUGGAGUGGGUCAGCGAGAGAGUCGCCUACCCGCUUUCGGCCCGCCUGCACAACCCCGACGGCGUCAUCUCCUGCUAUGGGAGGCUCUGGUGGAAUCGACCUCUCCUGGAGCCUCGUCACCUGUGA
Molecule: messenger RNA, 261 nt
Organism: Triticum turgidum subsp. durum (durum wheat)
Lineage: Eukaryota; Viridiplantae; Streptophyta; Magnoliopsida; Poales; Poaceae
Source: the annotation of a GenBank genome assembly